CUGUUUCGGCCAGAGUUUCGGUGCAAAGUCCGUCAGCGUUGGAAUCAGGUUUUGGAUUUGUUAUUGCCGAAUAAUUGCAUUGCGAUUAGAUAGUCGGACGGUCUGUCUACACGGGGCAGACUAGCAUAAUUUGGGACAGCAAAAUGCUACGAACUGCCGGCCAGUCCAUACUCGUUAGACUCUACAGCAGCAUGAAGGUGAAAAUUCCCGUGAAGCAGGGCAUUGUUGUGGGCCAGCAACAGCGGCUGCCCAGUGGCCUGGAGUACAACAGUUUCCUGGGCGUACCUUAUGCGGAGCCACCUGUUGGCAGUCUCAGAUUUCGCAGCCCCGUGCCGCAGGAGCGCUUCGAGCAGCAUGAGCUGGACUGCAGCAGGGAGAGGGAUGUGUCGCAUCAACGCGAUCCCUUCAUCGCCGAAGUGGCCGGCUCCGAGAACUGUCUCUUCCUCAAUGUGUAUGCGCCCAAGGGCAAACGUUCAGCGUCGCCCCUGCCCGUCAUGGUGUGGAUUCACGGCGGCGGCUACUUAGUUGGCAACGGCAACAGCGACUUUCACUUUCCAGCCAAGCUCAUGGAACAAGAAGUCAUUGUGGUCACAUUGAACUAUCGCCUGGGUGCCCUGGGAUUCCUGAGUUUGCCCGAGGAGGGCAUAUACGGCAACAUGGGACUGAAGGAUCAGCGCAUGGCUCUGCAGUGGCUGCAGGAGAAUAUUGCCAGCUUCAAUGGUGAUCCCAGCAAUGUGACGCUCUUCGGCGAAAGUGCUGGCGCGGCGUCCGUGCACCUGCACACGUAUGCGCGGCACGCCAACAAGCUCUUCCACAAGGCCAUCAUGCAGAGCGGAACGGGCAACAUGGAAUGGGUGUUUCAACAGGAUGCAGCCUACAAGACCCGUCGUCUGGCCGAACUCCUGGGCGGCGGCGAUUUCGGCGGCAACACAAAGGCCCUGCUGGCCUUUCUGCAGUCUGAGAAGGUGAAACCCGUUGGCAUUUUGGCCAACACGAUGAAGGUUCUGACAGCGGAUGAGCGGCGCCGCCACCUGCCGUUCGCCUUCAAGCCCGUGCUCGAGGCUGCCAGCAGUCCAGACAGUUUCAUCGAUCAGAAUAUUCUGGAUCUGAUGCACACGAAGGAUCAUGUGGGCAAAAUGCCCAUGAUCAUGGGCUACAACUCGGCGGAAGGACUGGCCAUGAUUUCGAGGGCCAAGCUGAAACUUGAGGACUACGAAGAGGAUUUGGCACGAACGGUGCCGCGUGAUCUGGUGCCGGAUCCACAGGCCCCCGAGGCUCAGCAAGCGGCGGCCGACAUACGAAAAUUCUACUUCAACGGCCAGACAUUGACCAUGCAGCAUCUUAACAGUAUGGUGGAUCUGUUCAGUGAUUAUCACUUCAGCAUGGAUAUGCAGAGAGCCGCGGAGAUUCAUGUCAACUCUCAAACGCAGUCGCCAUUGUACUUUUAUCGACUGGACUACGUUGGCGGACGCAAUAUUUACAAGAAAAUCUUCCAGAAUGAGGAUCUGCGGGGAGUGGCUCAUGCUGAUGAUAUUUGCUAUUUGUUCCAGAUGGCAGGGGACGAGACUCCGAUGGAAAAAGACGAUGCGCUCGUCUCGGAGAAGAUUGCCCAGAUGUGGGCAAAUUUCGCGCGGCACGGCAAGCCAUCCGAUAGUUGGACACCAGUCCAAAGACCCCAGACUGGCCAACCCAUGCAGCUGGACUGCCUGCUCAUUGAUCGAGAGUGUAAAAUGCACAAGAAUCCGGAUGCAGAACGCAUGGAUUUCUGGCGCAGCAUGUAUCAGCGAUACAGCCCCCAGCGUAAUGUGAGAGCUAAGCUAUAAUUUGUCCUUAAUAGUUAUAAAUAGAGAAUUUU
Molecule: messenger RNA, 1855 nt
Organism: Drosophila subobscura
Lineage: Eukaryota; Metazoa; Arthropoda; Insecta; Diptera; Drosophilidae
Gene: clt
Product: esterase B1
Exons: 4
Coding region: 144-1823 (559 amino acids)
Source: RefSeq, a predicted model, not a curated record